GGACACCUUCCAGUGGAUCACGUUGCCCAUUGCCCCAUCCCAGCUGGCGUUGAGUAUUUCCAGGGACGGGGCAUCCACAACUUCUUUGGGAGGCAGCUUCGUCCAACGCCUCACCACCCUCACGGCCCCUGGCACGGAAGGCCUCAGCUCCCUGGGAAGCCCGGUGGUGACGAAUCAUGUUUUCCAGGCUCCCGGGGCUGGGCGGCAGCAGCCGGGCCGGGCCCGCCUGGCCUCGGGACGGGCUACGAGGCGCGGGGUCCGGGGCUGCCGGCGGGUCCCGGGCAGCGGCCCGGCCCCUCCCACCCUGCGGCGGCUCCUCCUUGCCCGUCCGCGGCCGGUCGGGGGUCGGGGCUGUGCCGGCGCCGCCGCCCGAUCUGCGCAGGGAAGGCCAUCUGUGGAAAAGAAGGAGAAAAAAUGAAGCUCUUAUUAGUAAUAUUUCUCAUGAAUUUACUACAUCAGUAUGCUGGGAAGUCUUUGAGAAGAGAUGGAAGUUCCUUGAAGUCAUUUGAAGACAUUAAAAAUGAGAUAUCUGGCUAUACUAAUAUUGCUAAGGCUAUUAUUGAUCUUGCUGUUCAUGGAAAGGCUCAGAACAGAUCCUAUGAUAGAUUAGCCGUUUUUGCUGAUACCAUAGGACCUAGACUCAGUGGUUCAAAAAACUUAGAGGCAGCCAUCAAAUAUAUGUUCAGUGCCCUGCAGAAAGAUGGGCUGGAAAAUGUGCAUCUAGAGCCUGUGAAAGUACCACACUGGGAAAGAGGAGAAGAGUUUGCAGUGAUGCUGGAACCAAGGAAUCACAGCAUUGCUAUUUUGGGACUUGGGAACAGUAUUGCAACUCCUCCAGAAGGAAUUACAGCAGAAGUCAUAGUUGUGGCCUCAUUUGAUGAACUGCACAGACGAGCUCAGGAGGCCAAGGGGAAGAUUGUCGUCUACAAUGAACCUUUCAUCAGUUAUGGUGAAACUGUGCAAUACAGGUUACAGGGAGCAGUGGAAGCUGCUAAAGUUGGAGCAGUGGCAUCCCUCAUUAGGUCUAUUGCUUCUUUUUCUAUUCACAGUCCACAUACUGGGGGGCAGAGUUACCAGCCUGAUGUGCCCCAAAUUCCCACUGCUUGCAUCACUGUGGAAGAUGCUGAAAUGAUGUCACGAAUGUCUCUCCGUGGCACUAAGAUUGUUGUGCACCUGAGGAUGGGAGCUAAGACUUAUCCAGACUCUCUGUCCUUUAACACUGUGGCAGAAAUAGUUGGAAGCAAGUACCCAGAGCAGGUUGUAUUGGUCAGUGGACAUCUGGACAGCUGGGAUGUUGGGCAGGGAGCUAUGGAUGAUGGUGGUGGAGCAUUUAUAUCAUGGGAAGCAUUAUCACUCAUUAAGGAUCUGGGACUUCGUCCAAAAAGGACACUGCGCUUGGUGCUAUGGACAGGAGAGGAGCAAGGAGGAGUAGGUGCCAAGCAAUACUAUCAGUUGCACAAGGAAAAUAUCUCCAACUUUGAUAUCGUUAUGGAGUCUGAUGAGGGCACCUUCAAGCCAUCUGGACUGGGUUUUUCUGGCAGUGCUGAAGCCCGGGACAUCGUGAAAGAGAUCAUGACUCUGCUGCAGCCCAUCAAUGCUACAGAUGUUUAUGACACCGCAGAUGGAACAGACAUUGCUUACUGGAUGAGAGACGGGGUGCCUGGUGCCAGCUUGUAUAAUGACAACAAUAAAUACUUCUGGUUUCAUCAUUCUCAAGGGGACACGAUGACAGUUCAGGAUCCAAACCAGAUGAAUCUCUGUGCUGCUGUUUGGACUGUUGUCUCCUAUGUAAUUGCUGACAUGGAGGAUAUGUUGCCAAGGUAAUAAAACAGCAAGAAAGAAGAUUUCUGUUCUUCAGUAAAGAUUGCAAGUCCACUAAUGCAUGUGGAUUGUAGCUGUAGUAAAAUUCUGCUACCCUUGGUUUUCUGUUUUAUUAUUAUAUCUGUUUUCCUCAAAACACACUCUCUUUUAUGCAUUCCUGCUUCUUUUUGCUGUUUUGGUCUCUUCCAUUUAUGAUUUUCACUUAGAUGUAUUCCUUUAAGUAGUUCUUAUAUUUCAGAUGAAGAUAUGAUACCUCUUUGACUAUGAUAUAAUAACCAUUUGAAUGCACAGUGAUCUUGUGCAGAAGGAAAAAUAUACCAAAUAAAUUUUUUUGCAUCAGAA
Molecule: messenger RNA, 2163 nt
Organism: Vidua chalybeata
Lineage: Eukaryota; Metazoa; Chordata; Aves; Passeriformes; Viduidae
Gene: CPQ
Product: carboxypeptidase Q
Exons: 8
Coding region: 415-1824 (469 amino acids)
Biological process (GO): thyroid hormone generation; proteolysis; peptide catabolic process
Molecular function (GO): metallodipeptidase activity
Source: RefSeq, a predicted model, not a curated record